Molecule: messenger RNA, 2432 nt
Organism: Drosophila mojavensis
Lineage: Eukaryota; Metazoa; Arthropoda; Insecta; Diptera; Drosophilidae
Gene: hry
Product: protein hairy
Exons: 3
Coding region: 513-1619 (368 amino acids)
Biological process (GO): anterior/posterior pattern specification; regulation of neurogenesis; regulation of transcription by RNA polymerase II
Cellular component (GO): nucleus
Molecular function (GO): protein dimerization activity; DNA-binding transcription factor activity, RNA polymerase II-specific; RNA polymerase II cis-regulatory region sequence-specific DNA binding
Source: RefSeq, a predicted model, not a curated record
CAGUCGUCUGCUGUAAGCCUAGCGAUAAGGUGGUAGUCGCCAGCAAAAACGCACACACGCAAAAAUAUAUAUAUACGAGCAAACGUUCAAGCACACUCACACUUUGACGAUUCGCCAUCGUGACGAUCGUUGCUCGCUCGCCUCGUUCGUACUUCGAGAAACGUUUAAUCGGGCUGCAUUCAGAACCAGACAGCCAUUCGCUUGCCGUAACUCGUAGCGUGCGGUUGCCUCUCUCUUUGAAGCGGAAGAAUACAAAAUAAAGAAAAGAAGAAACACUCUAAGCAAAGACUAUAACGUAUUUUACGUAGAUUCGUCGUUGCGCGAAAGAAAAGUGAAAAGUGAUCUUGAAACUGAAAACUGAAAAAUAAACAAAUCAUAGAACUGCAUUAAAACAAACAAAUCAAAGCAGUGCGCAGCAAAUUUCUGCAUUUGCCGCCAGUGAAAAAACAGAGACAAAUAACAAAAUCAAACUGUGUCUUAAACUGCAUAAGCAAUAUAUAGCCGAUAUCGAGAUGGUUACCGGCGUAACAACAAACAUGAGUCCCAACUUAGUGGGCGCGGCCGUGGUGCCCACCCAGCUGAAGGAGACACCCAUCAAGAGUGACCGCAGGUCAAACAAACCAAUUAUGGAAAAACGUCGUCGUGCACGCAUCAACAACUGCCUCAACGAGCUGAAGACUCUCAUACUAGAUGCCACCAAAAAAGACCCUGCGCGUCAUUCAAAGCUGGAAAAGGCCGACAUAUUGGAGAAGACAGUGAAGCAUCUCCAAGAGCUGCAGCGUCAGCAAGCUGCCAUGCAACAGGCCGCCGAUCCGAAGAUCAUCAACAAAUUCAAGGCCGGCUUUGCCGACUGUGCGAAUGAGGUGAGCCGCUUCCCCGGUCUGGAUGCUGCCCAGCGUCGUCGUCUGCUGCAACAUCUGAGCAACUGCAUCAAUGGCGUCAAGAGCGAACUGCACCAUCAGCAGCGCCAGCAGGCAGCUGCCCAGGCACAGUCGUUGCACGCCCAGGUCGUCUUGCCCUCGCCGCCCAGCUCGCCCGAACAGGAGUCAGCAACAGCAACGAACGGCAGCAGCGGCAGCAGCAACAACUUGGUCUCAGCAGCGGCGCCUUAUCUCUUCGGCCAGAUCCAGCACAAUGCCAAUGGCUACUUUCUGCCCAAUGGCAUGCAGGUGAUACCCACCAAGCUGCCCAACGGUAGCAUCGCCCUGGUGCUGCCCCAGAGCUUGCCACAGCAGCAGCAGCAACAGUUGCUGCAACAGCAACAGCAGCAACAGCAACAAUUGGCUGCAGCAGCUGCCGCUGCCGCUGCCGCCGCCGCUCAACAGCAACAGCUGCAGCAACAUCACCAUCAACUGGUGUCCAUGCCACAGCGUACGGCCAGCACCGGCUCCGCCAGCUCCCACUCCUCGGCCGGCUACGAGUCGGCGCCGAGCAGCAGCAGCAGCCACGGCAGCUAUGCCCCGCCCAGUCCCGCCAACUCGGUCUACGAGCCAAUGGAUGUGAAGCCCUCCGUCAUUCAGCGCGUGCCCAGCUCCAAUUUGGCGGAGCAACAACCCCUGUCGCUGGUCAUCAAGAAGCAGAUCAAGGUGGAGGAGGAGCAGCCCUGGCGGCCCUGGUAAAAAUAUGCAAACAGCAGAAGAAGAAGAAGAUGUAAAGAAAUGAGCCAGGCGCUCGCAUUGCAACUGCUCCCAAAAAACAAUGCAAACCGCUUUUAAAGACUGAUGGGCGUCGCACACACACACGCACACACACACACACACAUCCACACGCACACGCACACAUAAACAUUUCAUCACAUUUCGCUAGGAUAACGCAAAUGUUGCGAUCGAAGUGUUUCGAGCAAGCGGAACUCCUAAUUCGCUCCACGUUUCACUUGGGCAUUUCUCUAAAGGAGAAUUGUUCAGCGAGAUGAAGAGCAUCCAUACCCAUCCCCACACACACACACACACACACACACAAACACACACAUAUAUUGUUAUAAUUUAUUUAUUAUUAUAUAUUAUUAUUAUUAUUAUUGUGAAUUCAUUUCUCAAAAUGGUAUUUUGCAUGUCGCCAAACUACCUCAAUCCAAGUACUUGGUGUAAAAUUGCCUCAUGAAUCAUGUAUUAGAAUAUUACUUUAGAGUUUCGCUCACACACAUACACUUGCAUAGAUACAUAUAUAUGUAUAUGUCAACAGCAAUGAAAUCUUCAAAGUCUUCCACACAAACUAUCCAUGUUUGUUUGACAUUAAAAAACUUAACUCUAAUGCAUAAUAAUAAUAAUAAUAUAAUACCUAAUAUCUCUACAUUUAAAUAUAGUCUCACCUCUAUACGUAUAUAUGCAUAUAUAUCUAUCUAUAUCUAUUGUAAGCUAUGUAUAUAGCAAACUAUUUGUAAGACCACGUGAUAUAGUGAACAUAAUGAGAAAUCUAAGAGAAAAAGAAUUUUUGAA